Molecule: messenger RNA, 1074 nt
Organism: Acanthisitta chloris (rifleman)
Lineage: Eukaryota; Metazoa; Chordata; Aves; Passeriformes; Acanthisittidae
Product: 2-oxoglutarate dehydrogenase-like, mitochondrial
Exons: 7
Coding region: 1-954 (317 amino acids)
Biological process (GO): tricarboxylic acid cycle
Cellular component (GO): mitochondrion; oxoglutarate dehydrogenase complex
Molecular function (GO): thiamine pyrophosphate binding; oxoglutarate dehydrogenase (succinyl-transferring) activity
Source: RefSeq, a predicted model, not a curated record
AUGAAUAUAAUUCUCAGCAAAUCUGUUUAUUUUCUAAUUCUCCUACUCAUUUGGUUCUCAGGUUUUGAACUUGGCUUUGCUAUGGCCAGUCCGAACGCCCUCGUAUGCUGGGAAGCCCAGUUUGGUGAUUUCCACAACACAGCACAGUGUAUAAUAGACCAGUUCAUCAGCUCUGGCCAGGCCAAAUGGGUUCGUCACAACGGGAUUGUCCUGCUCCUGCCACAUGGAAUGGAAGGAAUGGGUCCAGAGCAUUCAUCAGCCAGACCUGAGAGAUUUCUGCAGAUGAGCAAUGAUGAUUCUGAUGCCUAUCCAGAAUUUAGUGAGCAGUUUGAAGUUUCCCAGCUGUAUGAAUGCAACUGGAUUGUGGUGAAUUGCUCAACUCCAGCCAAUUACUUUCACGUCCUCCGAAGACAGAUCUUGCUGCCAUUCAGAAAACCGCUGAUUGUUUUGACACCCAAGUCACUGCUGAGACAUCCAGAAGCUAAGUCCAGUUUUGAUGAAAUGGUGUCUGGUACCACUUUCCAACGCGUGAUUCCUGAGAACGGGCUGGCAGCUCAGGCACCACAUGAGGUCAAGCGAGUGAUUUUCUGCACAGGAAAAGUAUACUAUGAUCUUGUGAAAGAGAGAAAGAAUCAAGACCUGGAGAAACAAGUAGCUAUAACCAGACUUGAACAGAUCUCACCAUUCCCCUUUGACUUGCUGAAAGAAGAACUUGACAAGUAUCCAAGUGCUGAUCUAGUUUGGUGUCAGGAGGAGCACAAAAACAGUGGAUAUUAUGAUUACGUCAAACCUCGUUUCCGCACUAUUGUGAACCACACUCGACCUAUCUGGUAUGUUGGCCGAGAGCCUGCUGCUGCAGCUGCCACAGGCAACAAGAACAUGCAUCUGGUGUCACUCAGAAGGUUCUUGGAUACAGCUUUCAACCUGGAGGCCUUCGAGGGAAAGACGUUCUAACUGCAGGGCACGACCUGUCUCUCAAAUGACUGCAUUCGAAAGAGGAAACAAAAGUGGGGGAAAUACUGGAAAUUGUGUAUUUUUGCUUUACCAGAUAAAAAGAUCCAAUGGCUGACUUCA